Porites evermanni is the source of this 3974-nucleotide messenger RNA. Lineage: Eukaryota; Metazoa; Cnidaria; Anthozoa; Scleractinia; Poritidae. The record is from the annotation of a GenBank genome assembly.
AUGAACAAACCCAACCAUUGCUGGCGAUGCGAGGCAAACUGUACUCAACAGUGUUCGCGAUGCAGAGUGGCGUAUUACUGCUCCAAGGAAUGUCAGAAACAUGACAAGUGGCGACAUCAACCCGAAUGCGAGACAGCAGCGUUGAAAUUGCAAUGUUCAGCGUGCGAUAUUGAACAAGAGGGACUGAUGAAGUGUACCAACUGUUUGAAAGCCUGUUAUUGCAGCACGGAGUGUCAGAGAAGCGACUGGAAAAGACACAAAACGUUCUGCCACGAUGCUGUUGACAAAACAUUGAAAUUAGCACAAAGAAUGAAGGCGCUUCAUGAGAUGAAAAAAGAUAACACAGGCCUCGGAGCUACUUACUACUGGGGUAAUAUCCCAGCUGUCGACCUGCUCAAUUUGUCAAUGAAUGAAAGAGAAGAGUAUUCCAAUUCACUGGCUUUGUUGCUUUGCGGAGUUGGUGAUCCAAGGAAUGUUCUACUUACAACUGCUUCGUUACCUGAUGUUUAUACCCAGCAAGUCAGCUUUGUUUUAAAUGACAUCUGUCCUUGCACAUUGGCCAGAACCGUUCUGCUUCUAUACAUGUUAUAUAAAGGUAUGUUUAAUUAUCAAGAUAUAAGUUGCUUUGGGUAUACCGUAAAUGAUCGAUUAAGCGCUGCAGCACUUAUUUAAUUUUUUCGUGUCAUUUUUUGUUAUAGGUGCGGCGCUUAUUUCAACUACGGGUAAAACACUGAGGGGAAUAUAGAGAGUAUUAAAUAGGGCGCGUACGUAAUAGGUAUGUUUAAUUUAGUAUAAAAUAUGUACACCUAGAAUUGUUAUGUAAACCAGGUUUGAAAAGUUUCCACAUAUUAAAACUUUAGAACUCACGAGUUGGUCGAGGUCUUAUUUCUCAAGCGAUAUGGUUUUGAUAUCUCUUUAUAUCAAGCGCUGUAACAAAGGUGGCGCGUUAAUUUGUAAAUACCCAAAUUACCGCUGCGGCACUUAUUCGAGUAUACGUAGUGGUGCUUAAUCGAUAAUUUACGGUAUUUAACUGGGCAUGAAGCCUUUUUUGUACCUCAAGCUUUUAACUUCAAAAGGGGUGCCCUUAGAGCUUUCCUUGCUAAAAACAGUUGAUUUAUUGAUCUGACAUUUUUGUUUUCGUAACGAUAAUUUUUUAAGAUCCAGUGAAAAGGCACCGUAGUGUACCUUGAAUCGGUGAGAUGGAAAGCGCCCUUUUGUUGCGGGUAAGGGAGUUAAUGAGACCAAACGCUGCAUCUAGAGUCCCCUCCUUACGUGUAUGGACAUCUUGAAGCACAGUAUCGGAUUGUUUUUUUAACUGGUUCGCAAGGACAUCAAUGGCAAGGUUCCAGCAACGGGAAAAUUUUUUAAAGUUUUCUAACUGCUUUACCAGCAUCAAGUGAUUUUCACGUAAUCGCAAACACGAAGUGCAGCUGUAAGUGCCAUACGGGAUUACUUUUUCAAAGAGGCUUAGCGGUUGAAAUGUAUAAUUCCAUCAUUGCGUAUAAUAGUUAAUUCAUUUGUUUUGAGAAUUUACGCAUUUAUUCCUUUUUUAUUUAUACGAUACCUUCAUUGAUCAUUAAGGGGAUGGUGAAUGUAUCCCGGCGUCGCCAAUCGAACGUUCGGUAAUCGAACCCCGAUUGAACGCCAAUCGUUUCAUUGACUUCUAUUGGGUUCGGUAAUGGAACUUAUCGAACUCACCCCAAAAUUUUGCCAGUCAAACACUGCAACAAUUGAACAUAAAACCAGUCUCAUCUGGUUUCAAAGAAGGUGUUGCGUUCAAAUAAGUUGUAUGUAUUGGCUUCAAUUUCAAACACGAGUACGCAAAAACAGCAAAGAUGUCACCGAGGGCGCAAAGCGUGAAAAGCAAAGCGAUGGUUAAAAGCUACCAAGAGUGCUCUUUCGCCGUCGGUGUCGAUGAAAAGUUUUGUGGUCCUUUUUAAAUUUUCGAAAGUUUAUGGAAGAAAGUUUGACUUUUCUAGUAUCCCUAAGUACAUUAUGGUCGGUAAAGUCCCAUUGCACAUGGUUUUUCUGUGCCGUUCAUGUUUCCCAGUAUUGAUUUGAGUGUGAAUUUAUCGAUUUUGAAACACUUUAACAAUAAGAAUUUUAGUUCCGGGUUAAUUGAAACAUUUUUGUUUUCAAACUGCUUCACAUACAUACCAGGGAGAUCUUUCCGAUUCAAUUUAAACUGGAUACGUUUUGUCUUUCUGCCAAACAAAAUCGAACUAAUCGGGUCGAUUGAGUUUGAUUGGUUUGAUUGAGUUCGGCUAUCGAACUCACGAUUUCGAUUAAUCGAGCUCACCGAAAAGGUCCAGUUCGAUAAUGUUCGAUUACCGAACCAAUCGAACAACAAUCCAACUGAUUGGGUUCGAUUGAGUUCGAUUGAUUUUUGGUUCGGUUUCGUUCGAUUAGCUACCCCGGGAUGUAUUCAUAGGCUACAGCUGAAAAGUGUCUGCACAUUACAAGCAAGCUCUAAGUUUAUCUCAACAAAGUUUUUGCAAUUUCAUGAGUUAACGUAGCCUGUGCCAGGUUUUCAGAUAGUAGGGUCCUCACGAAUAUAAAUCAAGCCAAGCAAAAAUAAGACGCGCGCGAUCUAGGGAAGGGGCGGUGGAUCACUUUUUGCUGCACGACUGCACUGCUAUCUUGGAGGCUGGAACAGACCAUCGUAAACGGUAAACAAAUGUUUCAUUAGCCUUUAGCGAGAAAUAUUCCGCCUUGGUGCUCGAUAUUAACCAGCAAAUCUUCAUCUCUAGUUAAAAUUAGGUAUUCAAAAUUACUUUUCACCCGUCUUAGGAGGAGCUGACGUCACUUCUGCAGUCGUCCGUAUUUGGUACUCUGUCCGCAUAACUAAAAAAGACUUCACACUGCUGACGUUAGCACUUCAAGACCUUGCGGCUACAGCUGAACCGAGCACCCUCACCGAUGGCUUGAUGGAGAUUUCUGCUUCCCAGCUGAGCCAGCUUAAGAUCGUUUGGUCCACGUGGCUUCGUUUGUCAGAACAGAGAGGACUCUGGGUAGAAGAUCUCAGAAAAAUGGCGAUCAGGGCGGAUUCAGGUAGGGAAGAUGGUUUAAGCCAUUACCUGCAUGCCAUCCCCAAAGUGCACAGGGCGUCUGCACAACACUUCUUUGACACCGGCAUCUUUCUCUCCACCAAAACGUCUGACGAAUUAACGCAACAAAAUCCUACGUUGACAGGUCGCGGUUUACACCGACUUUCAUCAACCUCUGAAUUUUACUACAGUAUUCCUACAGAUGUGCUUCCAUUUACGGCGUGGGAUUACAAAGCAGCCGAGAAAACUUGCUAUGAUAAAUCACUGCCGAUAAUGUACACCAAAUAUUUGUCAGAGAUCCUGCACAGAUCCUCUGACAAAAUGAGCCGUUGUCAGGUAAAGUUUUAUUUUAUUCUGUGCGACUUUCUGAACAUCGACACCUUCUUACCUGAAGGUUUGAGAUAUGAUCGCGUAUUGACUUCUAACUUGUGGGACUAUUAUCCCCUAACGGAUGUGCUGACAAAAUUCAAAAGACUUUUAAACAGCACCAAUCCUCAUGCCGUCAUACUAACUGAGACACAAAACUGGCCGCGUAACUAUAUGCCUGAAAUCGUUCAUCAAUUGCCGUAUUAUCACGGACUGGACGAUCUCUUAAGAAAAGCUUUGAAAGACACACAAGAUCCAGAACUUGUGGAGGAAUCAGGACUUACCACAGUUGUAGAAUAUAUCAACCUAUCAGAUGAAUUUCUUCUCGUACUGCGCGCAUCUCUGCUAGCCUCCUGUACAGAAAACGAGCUAACCUUGUUUAAAAAACAAAAGAAGAUUCCAUCCGUGAAGUCUCUCGUGAAUUCCCUGGGGCUGUAUUUACGUGACUUUGUCAGAAACGAGAACACAGUGGUUCCGUUUAGAUGGGCGGUGAAUUGUCGUCGAGUUGUCAUGUUGAGAGGCUACGAGAGAGCACUGGAAUGGAAACUUAAAACAAAUUAG